This is a messenger RNA of Nannochloropsis gaditana CCMP526, 1009 nucleotides long. RefSeq lists its product as uncharacterized. Bases 27 to 851 code for a protein of 274 amino acids. The transcript has 2 exons. The record is from RefSeq and is a predicted model, not a curated record. Gene Ontology annotation, cellular component: mitochondrial matrix.
AGCAGAAACAGCACAGGUAUCACAUCAUGCUUCGCACGUCGACCUUGGCCUUGUUGCGCCGUGCCGCAUCGGCCACUCCGCAACAGCAACAUCACAUGGCAACUAGCCUUGUGUUCCGCGCUGGGACAAAUGCUACUAUGGGCUUCGUCCGCCAUCCUCAGGCUAUGUCACCCAUAUUGAUAGUAAAGAGUCGCAGGUUUGGUACGCAUGGAGACGGUGACGUGAUGCCGAGCGCCAUGAAAGGAGGUUCGGGGGGAGGACAUGGGACGAGCGCUGCCUUGGAAGAUUUGCUAGCUCGUGAACUGCAGGAAGAAAAAGACCUCAUGGAGAGCGAAGAACGGGCACCGGAACUGGAGGACGUGUCCGAAAAGAUUCAUAAGCGCUUUCACAUCAAAGAGUCUCCAGGCAGCAGUAUUAUCAAAAUGCAUACAAAGCACAAUACGGAAAAAAUCAUGGUGCAGUACGAUGUGCAAGACACGACGGAGGAUGAACUCGACCCUCAAGAGCUCGAGGACGAGAAGGCGGAGGAUUACACUGUGGGAAUCCGGGGGGUGGUGACAAUUGCGAAAGCCCACCACAAGUUGAUGUUCUCUGUAGUGUUCACCAACACGGUGUGGGUGGAGAAGGUCGCGCUUGACUCGGACGGCCGGGAGUGGAACGACGAGACCUUGUACUGGUCGGAUUUCUCCGAGUACCCGGAGGAUGUCCAGGAGGCCUUCACGCGGCAUCUGGCGGCGCGGAAUAUUGACGACGAGCUGGCUGUUUUCGUCUCCUACUUCGCUUUCGAGAAGGAGAAGGAGCAUUACCUGACGUUCCUCGAGCGGGCCACAGAGUUUGUCGGAGCCAAGUGAUGGACCUCGCCAUAUCUGUCUUCCUCUUAGCGCGUGCCUGGUUAUCUCACUGGGCCCUUCGAAAUAGUUGUUUGUUUUGCUUACGGACAAUAAGUUUGGAGCAGCCCGGUGGUAGAGCGCGAGUCUUAAGGAAAAGAAACACGGAUGCCAGUUACAUA